This is a messenger RNA of Neltuma alba, 3247 nucleotides long. Its product is annotated as U-box domain-containing protein 35. Gene Ontology annotation, biological process: protein phosphorylation; protein ubiquitination. Gene Ontology annotation, molecular function: protein kinase activity; ATP binding; ubiquitin-protein transferase activity. The record is from RefSeq and is a predicted model, not a curated record. Bases 515 to 2920 code for a protein of 801 amino acids. The transcript is spliced from 10 exons. NCBI's taxonomy places the organism in Eukaryota, Viridiplantae, Streptophyta, Magnoliopsida, Fabales, Fabaceae.
UUGCGCAAGCGUUGAUGAUAUUAUCAUAUUGUGAUUUUCUGAAAGCAGUUAAAUCAAAACGAAAAGACUCAAAUUUUUUAAAAUCAACCACAACCAAUAAAUAGAAAUUAAUCAUUUAGAUCCCGGCGGCGAGACCUUUGACGAAGAAGAAUCGUUGACGCUGAUUGGUUAGUUGAAACUUCGUGAAACUUGUUUUAUAUAGUUGGUUGAGUUUCUCUGAAGCCGAUAAUUUCAAAUCCCAGAAAGCCCCAAUAAGACAGACAUUUUAAUUUACUUACCACAUGGGCAUUACCUACAAGCGACGUUGAGUUCAAGCUUCACAUUGCUCCUUCUUCUUCCUUCGGAAUCCAUCCCAAACACUUCUGAGAUUUUCAAUAUUUGAUUAUGGCUUCGUAGAGGGAGAAUGGUUAGUGGGCAUCUCUUGUGCCUGAAGCUGGUUUCAACGUUCAUCGAGCUAGCUUAUAUUGGUUAGUUCAAAAUCUGAGAAGUAACUGCUUCUACAAGGAAAAGAGUGAUGGAGGAUAAGGCAGGAGAAAAAAAUGAAUUACAGCAUGCACCGUCUUCAGUUGUGGCUGUAGGUAUCAAGGGUGGCAAGAAAAGUACAACUAUAUUACAGUGGGCACUUAAGAGGUUUGUGCCGGAAGGGAGGAUCAUGUUUAAGCUGAUACAUGUCCAUGCCAGUAUAAAACGAAUACCAACACCAAUGGGAAAUUUCAUCCCUAUUUCACAAGUGCGUCCUGAUGUAGUGAAUGCCUUCAGAAAGGAAGUUGAGUGGCAGAAAAGUCAAAUGCUUCUACCCUAUAAAAAUAUGUGUGAUCAGGAAAAGGUAUAUGUAGAUACAGUGGUGAUAGAAUCUGAUGAUGUUGCAGCUGCAAUAGCAGAAGAAAUUGCUAAGGGUGCCGUGACCAAACUUAUUAUUGGUGCAUCAUCUCGUAGCAUAUUUUCCAGCAAGCUUAAGGGUAUUGCUGCAAAAAUAUCAGUUUGUACUCCAAGAUUUUGUACAGUUUAUGCUAUUUCCAAAGGAAAAUUGUCUUCUGUACGGCCGUCAGAUGUACAAAUUGAUCAGAGCUUUGCAGACGAUGGUAGUGAAACCAAUGGUUCUACCAGUUCUUCAAACUGCACUUCCUCCUCUCCCCCGGACUCUGCCACAGUUGCUUUAUAUGGUCCUUUAAACUCCUCUUCAACAGAACAGCAAUUUGAAGCUCUUUCCUCUGUUAAUCAGACUGUCCUAAGUGCAAAUCCUAGUUUUAUUGAAUCUAGCCAUUGUGGAUGUCAGUCCCUAGAUACUGGAACAGAGAAUAAUGUUACAAUUUCGUCUGCUAGAAAUUAUAGUAUUGGCUAUGGUCUUAGUCAGGCUUCAAGUUGCAUAAGCUUUAAAUCAGAAACAGAAUCGCAGGUCCAUGUUCAAAAUUCCACCCUUGAUGUGCUACCAGCAACUGAAUCUCCUUCACCUGCUAGGCAGGAAAAUAUUAACCUUGAGCUGGAAAAGUUGAGGAUUGAAUUAAGACAUGCACAAGGAAUGCAUGCAAUAGCUCAAAAUGAGAACAUUGAUGCAUCACGGAAGCUGAAUGAUUUAAAUAAGAGACGAUCAGAUGAAUUAAUGAAGCUCAAUGAGAUUAUUGCUAAGGAAGAGUCGGCAAAUGAAUCAUUAAGGCAAGAGAGAGAGAAAUAUGAAGCUGCAAAGAGAGAAACUGAUUAUUUGAAAGAAUGUGCUGAGAGAGAAACUGCAGAAAGGAGAGAAAUGGAGAUGAAAGCUAUUCGUGCUGCGCAAGAGAAAGAAAAACUAGAGUCUGCUCUUACUGGUUUGACCCCUCAGUACCAUAAGUUUACAUGGGACGAAAUAGUGUCUGCUACCUCAUCUUUCUCUGAAGAUCUGAGAAUCGGAAUGGGAGCAUAUGGUACAGUGUACAAGUGUAACUUGCAUCAUACUGUUGUAGCUGUUAAAGUACUCCACUCUAAAGGGAGCCACAAAAUCAAGCAAUUCCAACGGGAGCUCGAAAUCUUGUCCAGAGUUCGUCAUCCUAAUUUGCUGCUCCUUCUUGGUGCAUGUCCUGAUGAUGGAUGCCUUGUAUAUGAAUAUAUGGAGAAUGGUAGCUUGGAGGACCGGUUACUCAAGAAAAAUGGUACGGCCCCACUUCCUUGGUAUGAGAGAUACCGGAUUGCAUGGGAAGUAGCCUCAGCUCUUGCCUUUCUUCACAGCUCAAAGCCAACACCCAUCAUCCACCGUGAUUUAAAACCAGCAAACAUUUUGCUUGACAGUAACUUAAUGAGCAAGAUUGGUGAUAUUGGUCUUUCUACUGUGCUCAAUUCGGAUGGCUCCUCCACCAUGCACAAGGACACAGAGCCUGUGGGGACCCUUUGCUAUAUUGAUCCUGAGUAUCAACGAACUGGGUUGUUAUCUCCAAAAUCCGAUGUAUAUGCUUUUGGAAUGGUGAUCUUACAAUUAUUGACAGCAAAACCGGCUAUAGCACUCACUCAUGUGGUAGAAACAGCAGUUGAUGAUGGAAAGCUCACAGAUAUAUUGGACCCGGAGGCAGGAAGUUGGCCACUUCAGGAGACAAUGGACUUGGCUCGAUUAGGCCUUAGCUGUACAGAACUCCGUCGUAGAGACAGACCCAAUUUAGAUCACGUGAUUCCUGCACUGGAAAGAUUGAAAGAAGCUGCUGACAAAGCCCAAAGUUCCAGUCUUAAUGUUAAAUCAAAACCUCCUAAUCAUUUUAUUUGCCCAAUACUCCAGGAUGUGAUGGAUGAUCCGUGUGUUGCUGCGGAUGGAUAUACAUAUGAUCGCAGAGCAAUCGAAACAUGGCUUCAAGAGAAUGACAAAUCACCAAUGACUAAUAUGGAACUUCCUCAUAAGAAUAUAAUCCCUAAUUACACACUUCUAUCAGCAAUUAUGGGGUGGAAGUCUGGAGGAAAAUGAUAUCGAAUUCAACCAUUACCAAUGCGGAUUUUGACAUUAAUUUCUAGUGUGGCUCAGAUACUUAGUUGUGUGCGCGUGUGUGCUGAAUGAUGUUGUGUUAUAAGCAGAUAUUGUGGUGUAGAGUCUUGAAGUGGUUGUCUUAGCUUAGCGAGGCAGAUUUGGAAGUGUAAAUAAAAUGUCAUUGUUCGAUGUAGUUGCAUUCUGGUUUUAAAUUUUGGGAGAGAAUCUCUAUAGCACGGACUGAAAGAUAUUGUAGGUGGAUACUACUCUUAGUCUUUGAUAUAAGACCUAAUUGACUAAUUUGAGUAGAUUAAGAAAGUUUGUUAA